AUGCGUCGCCGCGACGUUGUGGCCUGCCGCCCUUUUCUCGCCCGUGGCCUCAUCUUCAGCCCGCGCUACGACGGCCGCGGGUCCGGCGUGCACGACAUCGCGCCGCGGGAAAAAGGGGAUUUCGUCUACGAGGGCGCCGCCCAGGUCCUUCCAGGAGCCCACCCCCUCCCUCUUUUUCACCCCGACAACACCGUUACCCGACCGCUCGUGUCGCCGUACCUGCCUUCGCCGCAGCGCCCGCAUCCGUAUUUCACCGCGCCGUUGCCGGAGCUCCCGCACUUCGCGACGACCCGGCCGAUUGUCUACACGCCGGGGACGAUGAAAACGCGGCUGGUGGUCCCGGUGCACGACCUGGACGGGGCGGUCACGCACACGCGGGAGUUGGACCCCUUUCUCUUCGGCCUCUACCCCGAAGCGGAGGAGAUGAGCAAACACCUGCAUUACUGGCUCGUCCGGUGUCGCAACUACUCCAGCCUGUGGGACUACGAGCGGCGGGAGAUCUGGCGGCGGGCGAAGAAGAAUUGGCCGAACACCGGGCUCGGGAUGCCCCGGGUGCGGGAUCGGAAGUCCCAUCAAUUCCCUUGGGGCGGCCAGACCCGGCCGGGGAAGCCGUGGAAUCUUCGGAUGCCCAGCAUGACCCCGGCGGCGUGGAGCCGGGGCUGUCGCAUGCUCGCGACGCUGAAGGUAUUGCAAGGAAAGCUGCAAGUCGUGCAGCGGCUUCACCUGGCGGAGCCGACGCAGACGGCGUAUUUGGCGCUUUGCCGUCGGAUGGGGUGGGAUGUUCGCCAUCACGGGGCGGGGGUGCUCUUCAUCGAUGGCGGUUCUCGGCUCACGCCGAGUGUGGAGUUUGAUCGGGCGUUUUUUUUCGGGAGUUUUUUUAACGGGCGGAAUAAACUGGUGCGGCCGACCUUUCUUUGUGACGAACCCUACGACUUCAACUACACCGCCGCGAAGCAGCGGUUUAAAGGGCCGAAAGGGCCGAAGAAUCCGAUCCCGGUGAAUCGCUUUAACGCUUACGACGCCCUCACCCAUCACCUCUUGGUGAUCACCGAGGGCGCUCUUAUGCAGCUCGAGGAGGAGAUGUACGCACACAAAUUAACAAUGCUACCCCCGCAUAUCCGCGCGCAACUGCCGGAGCGGGGGUUUCUCGACAGCGAGGUGUUGGGGGAUUGCUUGCCGCAUCUGAAAACGAUCGAGAUGGAGGCCGCCGCGCGGACAGAGGAGGUGGAGCGAGGGAUGUAUGAGGGGUAUUACGACAACCCGUACGAUCCGUGGAGGGAUGAAAAGGAAGCCUCCUAUGCGGUGGACGGCGUCGAGGGCACCGUUCAGCGUUAUGUGAAGUCCAAAAAGGCAUCCUGGGCGAUGCUGACGUGA
Molecule: messenger RNA, 1374 nt
Organism: Phytomonas sp. EM1
Lineage: Eukaryota; Euglenozoa; Kinetoplastea; Trypanosomatida; Trypanosomatidae
Source: the annotation of a GenBank genome assembly